Messenger RNA from Paramecium sonneborni, 1404 nucleotides. The record is from the annotation of a GenBank genome assembly. Lineage: Eukaryota; Ciliophora; Oligohymenophorea; Peniculida; Parameciidae.
AUGAAAUUAAUUGCUAUAAUUCUUAUAAGCAUUACUCUUAGAAUUUAUGUAGCUUUUGGUGGUUAUUCAGGAAUGAAUGAUCCACCUUAAUUUGGAGAUUUUGAAGCAUAGAGACAUUGGAUGGAGUUAACAACUCAUUUAAAUGUUACAUAAUGGUAUGAAAAAAGUGAUUUUAAUGAUCCAAAAUGGUGGCCUUUAGACUAUCCUCCAUUAUCUGGAUAUUUCGCAUAUUUAUUAGGUAAAAUAGCUGAAAAAUUUGAUCCUGAAAUUAUUGCUCCUUAUUCAUCAAGAGGUAUUGAAACAUUUAAUACUAAACUUUUUAUGCGAAUAAGUGUAUUUAUUUCAGAAAUAAUAUUUCUUUAUCCACCUUUGUUAUAUUUAAUAUAUAAGUAAUAGUUUAAAUAAUAAUUAAUUGCAUUAUGUUGUCCAUUAUUAAUAUUAGUGGAUCAUGGACAUUUUCAAUAUAAUUGUAUCAUGCUUGGAUUAACAUUAUAUGCAAUAAUAUGUUUAGAGAAAGGAAAACUUGAAUUAGGUUCCAUAUUUUAUGUAAUGGCUUUACAUUUCAAAGUUAUGUCUCUCUAUUACUCUUUGCCAUUUUUUAUUUAUAUUUUAUCAAAAACUUAUAAAAAACCCAUAAAGGUAAUUUUUGUUGGAAUUACUGUUAUUUUAACAACACUUAUAAUUUGGUUGCCUUGGUUAUCAGACAUAAAAUUAAUAUAAGAAGCUAUAUCAACGAUAUUUCCAAUACAUAGAGGAUUAUAUUAACUUCAUGUUGCAACAUUUUGGUGCAUUAGUCAUAUUAUAGUCAAAUGGAAUUUAAUGUUUAAUAAUCAAUUACUCUUUAGAAUAGCUGCCAUUUUAACAUUAUUAUUUUCUAUCCCCUCUCUUAUCAAACUAUUUAAUAAGCCAUAAUUAUUUAAACAAACAUUAUUUAUUGUUUCUUAGACCUUUUUUUUAUUCUCAUUUCAUGUUCAUGAGAAAACUAUACUUUUACCAAUCAUUUUAUUAUUAAUAUCUUAGGAAGAUUAUGGAUAUUUAGUUUAUGAUUAUACUAUUAUUGCAACAAUUACUCAUCAUCCUUUAAUGAUUGAAGAUAAGUUAUUUUUUGAAUAUUGUGUUUUAUUAGUUUUAUUUUUUAUUUUUACAAGAAACCAUUAAACUCCAAAAAUUUAAGAUUCAUGGCUUUUAAGAUUUUAUUCAAAAAUAAGAAAUGUAAUAUUUUUUUAUUUAUUUUAGAUUCCAGUUUUGAUGUAUAUAGUUAUUUUUAUUUGCUAGAAAUUGAUAUAACCUCCAUAGAGGUUUCCAUUUUUAUAUGAAUUAAGUAUGCAAAUUUUAGGGUUUAGCAUGUAUACAUUUAUGUAUUUAAUAUCCCAUUAAUAAAAUAUGAGAGUAAAAAAUGAAUGA